This is a messenger RNA of Phaedon cochleariae (mustard beetle), 6244 nucleotides long. The record is from the annotation of a GenBank genome assembly. NCBI's taxonomy places the organism in Eukaryota, Metazoa, Arthropoda, Insecta, Coleoptera, Chrysomelidae.
AUGAACAAAGAUGAUUUCGACCUACUACAUCAGCUUAGAAGAGACCAUGCAGAUAAUGUAGCUCUGAAUCUGAUAAAAGGAUUACAUGAGCGGCAAAAUGGUUUCUUCAAGAAAAACUUCAAGUCAAAAGAGAAUGUGGAGACUUUUGCUGAAGAAGAGUUCAUCAGGAAGAAAGACUUCAAUGAGUUGCGUUGUGAGAUGCCUGGUAUCCCCAGAUCCACCUUCUUGAUGGUAUUCAGUCCAGAUGGUUCUAAAGUAGCUUCAACCCAUGGCAAUCACAACAUUUAUAUCACAGAUCUGAGAAAUGGAAAGAAUAUUCGGACUCUGGUGGGACAUCCUAGGACACCUUGGUGUAUAGCUUUCCAUCCUACAUCUGAUCAGAUUGUAGCAUCUGGUUGCUUGGGUGGCCAAGUCAGAAUUUGGGAUUUGAGUGGAGGUAGUGAAGUAUGGACUGCAGUAAAUCAAACAGUAAUAGCUUCCCUAGCAUUUCACCCCAAUGACAGAGUGUUAGCUAUAGCUACAUACAAUGGGGUAUACUUUUGGGAUUGGAGUCAACCUGAACCAUUUGUCCAUGCUGCCACAUACAAUGUCAAAGAAAAGGUUAGGUAUGUGGCAUUUGAUGCUUUGGGUCACAAACUCAUCACGGGAAUAGCCAACAGUCCGAUGACGAGAUGGGAGAGGGUUAGGGCUCCGGUGCCAGUGCCGAGACAGGAGCGUUGUGCCAGCCCUUACAGAAGACGUAUCACACAGCGGUUGGUGAAUAGUGCUCAACCUACCCAAAACCAGCCACCUCCCGCCGCCUCAGAACCCACCACCUCCCAACGACCCAGGGACCCUGUGGUCAGCUACCCAGAACGCGAAAGACGCAUCGCCCUGUGCUACCGCACCUUGGUCAAAGAAUACGAGCAGCUGGUGCAAAGGUACCUGCAGCUGUACCGGCCACCCCUGAUGAUAGACCGCGGCACCGAUCCCAUGGAACCCAACAAUGCCUCCGAGAGGCCUGCCAGAGCGAAUUCUUCGCCCAACAGGUCUUCUAGGGCAGGUAGUUCAAAUGAACCGGAAGAGGGUACCAGCACUGACCCCAUGGAACCCAACAAUUCCUUUGAGAGGCCUGCCAGAGCCAAUUCUUCUCCCAACAGGGCAUCUGGGGGCGGUAGUUCAAAUGAACCGGAAGAUGGUUCCAGCACUGACCCCAUGGAACCCAACAAUUCCUCCGAGAGGCCUGCCAGAGCGAAUUCUUCCCCCAAUAGGGGACCUGCAGGUGUUUCUUUGGGCGUUAGUUCUAAUACUGAUCCAAUGGAACCCACUGAACGAUCUGUUGAAGCUAAUUCUUUGCCUGGAAGGUUUUCAGAUAGAGCUGGUGGAGCUGCUUCUGGUGGUAGUUCAAAUGAAAUGGAAGCGGGUUCCAGCACCGACCGGAUGGAACCCAAUACUUCCACUGAACGAUCUGCUGGAGGUAAUUCUUUGACUGGGAAGUUUUCGGAGAGAGCUGGUGGAGCUUCUUCUGGCGCUAGUUCAAAUGAACCGGAAGGGGAGCCCAGUACGUCGGGUACUUCGAGGUUCCAGAAGGAUGGGCAGUCUAGUAGUGCUGUUAUGGAGGGUGGAGGUCGCGGUGGAACACUGCUAGAUGAACCCUCCCCUUCAGCCAACACCUCAUUGCCUCCCUCCCCUUCGAAAUCAGCCCACAACCUGCUCACCCCCAGCCGGAUCUUUUCUGUCAUCAAAAAACCCAGCACGCUGAUCCGCGGCACUCAGACCUCGGAAUCGAAGAAGCACAAGCAGCGGGACGGCGACGAACCCAAAGAGAAACGCUUCAAAAAAAGCGACGGAAGCAAAGCGAAGAAUUCUGAGGCGGCUCAGAAAACUGAGAAGAGUAUCGGUAGUGCCGGGGCGGCUCGGAAAACCGAGAAAAACGACGGCGCUAGAGCGAAAAAUGGAGGGAGUGGUGGGGACUCAGAAAAUUGAGCUGGCUCGGAGGAGUGAGGUUCCGACGCCGAGGAGGAUGGUGGUGAUCAACAUGCAGCGGCUGAGGUCGCCUGCGAGUGGGGGUGGUUCGAGUCCUGAUGCUCCAGGCACCUCGGGCUUCAGGCUGAGAUCGGCUCAGGACGACCUUUCUGAGAGCUCAUUGGGUAGAUCAGAGGAAGGUGAUACAGGGCAGAGUAACGUGGACGAAUUGUUAUCAAAUAUCAGGCGGACUGCCGAAGAAGAGGUCAGAAAUAGAAUAUUGCCGAUUAUCAGGAGCGUACCUGCUAACGAUCGACCAGAACUAAUAAGACUUUUUGAAAACAGCAGAGAGCACGUCAGGAUGCGUUUCAGAAGAAUGUACCCUUGUCCGAGGAAAUUCAAUCGUCUUCCGAUCGACACAACUUCUGACAGCAGUUCUUCUGAUGAUGAACAAUCGACCAGUAAUCGUUUGACCAGAAGGAAUUCAGAACCUUCUUCACCACCCAGGAUCGCACCUCCGGUGGAGCAGUCGUUCAGCAGCACCGGCGCCAGCUCCAGCAAUCCCAACGUUUCGGCCAGCGGCAGCGCCGCCGUCAGGAACUUCGACACCGAGCUGGAACAGUUAGUCACCUCCAUAUUGACCGAGAUCGAGCGGAACGAAACGGUCGAGGGGAGGGAAAGGACUCCGGACGGGAACUCUCAAACUGCACAUGCUAUCCCAUCGCUCCGCCCGCCGACAACCAACUGGACCCCGCCCCCGUACCGCCCACGCCCCCUUCUCGUACCACCCGAAGAAACCACCCCGCCCCCCUCCCAAAACGCCUCCCCUCUGCCAACCUCGACGGCCGGCAGCAACCUCCUCUUCCAGGAGAUCAUCCAGCUGUUGCAGAACCGGGAGAACGGGGAAAGCCCCCCGAAUCCCAGUCAAUCCAAUGUUCUCAGCAAUACCAACACGAGAACAACGAAUUCCACCGUGUAUACUACGUCGAGCGGGGGCGGGUUGCAGUUGCCUCCCAGGAGGAGGUUUUUCUCUCACAGGAUAUCGGCUUUUAUGCCUACGAGGGUGAACUAUACGAGGAGUCCUAGUCCGAGGCUGAGGAGGAGUCCUCUGCAGUUGUACAGGGGGAUGAGGCUGGGUUCUAUAGGGUUAAGUAAUCCUACCACCUUCGGCUUGGACGAGCUCAUCAAUUAUUCCGAGCUGGAAAAUUCCGAGGACGAUCCGCCGCCCCCGCCACCCCCGCCCGACGAAAACCACCCCGCCGAUCCGACCGAUCCGGAAUCGGACAUCAGCAGCAUGUACUCGAACAUCGUGCAGGAGCUGGAAUCCAGUUUGGAGAACGUGGUCAGGUUGCGGGUCAGUACAAGGCCAGGUGAAACGUCCAAUAUGCUAAGUAGCUUUUCUGAAAGACUUGAGAGCAUUCUCAAUCAGUCUUCUGUCAUUCUAAGAAAUCUCACCAACUCCAUGGAGAUGCUCACGACCAGUACAUCUACGAGAAGAUUCAAUACUGUCGACAUGAGCGAACCGAACACGUGGAACUACUUCGACCCGACCUUCUACGUGCGCUCCUCCACUCCCACCCCCACCACGCCUCCAACCCCUCCCACCGCCUUGCCCGCCCCCGUCUCGCCGCCCCUUCCCACCGCCGAGUCUCCGCCCCUCCUCGCCCCGCCCUUCGACGCCGUCGUCGCCGAUCACACGUACCCGCGCCACGCCCCCGAGGGAGGGGCGGGUCGAGAGGGCGGCACGCCCAUGGUGGCGACCGUUCAUCUGACGAUUCUGCACAUCCAGAGGCAGGCGAGGCUGUUGCGGCAGCAGGUGGAGGUGAUCGAGCAGAUCGACAGGGCCAUGCUGGAGGUGGAGCAGCUCCAGCUGGUGCGCCACCUGGUGGUCGAGCUGGUGCGGCACGUGCGCACCACAGGGGGCGGGGCCGCCGAGGAUACCGCCCCCGCCGCCGGCAGCACCAAUCGGGCGGCGAUGUCGAGCGUGCGCCAGAUGAUGGCCGGCACCAGGAUCAGCGAUUCCAGUCCGUACGAUUCGCCUGCUGAGGAGGGCGGAGCGAGUGGGUCAUCGACAGGACCUUCUAGUGCCACAUCAGGUACAGCCGCUCCUUCCACUUCUGGGAACACUCCUGUAGAGCCGCAGGCGGGAGGAUCUGGAAAUCAGACCAACAGGCAACGAUCGAGCAGCAGGAAAACGUAUCCACCAUCCAGAAUGUUCAGGUUGGCCAAACAGUGUCGCAGGCCUUCUGUUCUCCAUUUCUUCUCGAGACGUAAUUCUAGCCGCGCAGAUCGAGGCCACAGGCAAAAUUCGCAGUCCCGUCCUGCAAACAGAAAUGCUCCCACCACUCAAGAUACUUCGAGCAACAGAUUCCCGCCGCUCACGUCGAUCUACUCUUACGAUUCGAACAGGCUGGCCGUGAUGACCAGGCGGUUGGAGCAGCUGCUCACCGAACAGAUGAGGGCGUUCACGUCGCCCGACAGGCCUAGGGCCGCUGCGGGGGCCAGCAACAGGUCGACGGCGACGAUCGAUUUGGGCGAGCACAUUUUGGCUCUGCGGCUGCACGGGUGCGUGCUAAGGAUGAACAGGGUGUUGGGCUACCCGAUCGGAGACAGCCGAGCCGACCCCACCGCCGCCGUCACCAGGGACGGCGUUUCACGCUACAACGCGCGCCACCUCCUCAGCCUCGUCAUCGACAGCGUCAGCCGGCACGUGGAGGAGCUCGGCCAAUCGGACGCGUCGGCCAGCACGCGUGCGCAGACGCACGGCGUGCUCGCCAUGUCCUUGCUGCUGACCGAGCUGCUGCUGCUGGUGGUGGUGGAUUCGAUACCGCCCCCUAGCGGCAUCGAUUUCAAUCCGGAGAGGGGGGCGCUCGCCUCGCGGAUCGAUCAGCUGUGCGGACAGAUGUUGCAGAAUCGGCAGUGUACAUACUCUCAGCAACUGACGAGAAGCCUGAGACUAAUGCGAUUGACGAUGAGGCACGCUCACAGUGCUCUAGGACAGACCUAUCACGCCAGAAGGAACGCCAUGCUACCGAGACACAGCACCGACAGAAGAUUACUGCUCGGUUCAAUAAACAGAUGCCUGAGGACCAUCAGCCGUCGCAGGCAAACAGCCCCCUCCAAUCAGAGCAACACUCCUGCGCAAGAUGCCGCUGCAGCUGCGGCCGAGGAGGCUUCGACUGCCGCUCCUUCUUCUUCUUCUUCUUCGUCUCCUGCUCCGGCCAACUCGGCUGCGGCCUACAACGACUGGUACUCGACCAUUUCGGACCUGAUCGGCCAGUACUCGACGCCGAACAGGGACGACGACGCCGACAAUCGGCCGUCCACGUCUGGCAGAGAUAGGGUGGCCGCCGCCCAGAAUGACGUGUCGAGCAAUAAUGACAAUAGCGACGAUGAUGAUAAUUUAGGUUAUUCUUUGAACACCAGCAGCAAUCUCUACCGUGCCAAUAACAUCAACUUGGCUCCCAGUAGUCGAGAAUCUUCUUCUCUUUCUUCAACUUCGAGACCCUGGAACGUCCCUUCGGUACAUGUCAACGAUGUUCCUGUGACAGAACCGACUAGUUCAUUCGCUCAGCGUCUGAUGUCGCAGCGACAGCGCGCCGUCGCCGAUCGCAUGUCCGAGCUGCGAUCCAACCAGCAGCCGCCCGGUGGCGGCGGUGGCGGCGGCGGCCUAUUCCGGCCCCGCUUCCUGCACCCCUUCUACGCCAGCGUCAACCCGUUCGACGCCGAUCUCGACGACGCGCACCGCGACCAGGUCUACGACAGCGACAUGGUGACCACGGUGACGCCCAACCAUCGGAUACAGGCGUGGGAUGUGGCCGAUUGGAGUGUGCCGAACAUCGGCAGUCCUACAAGAAACGUAGUGGUAAGCGAAUGCAAAAUUCACAACGACGCUAGCGUCGAUAUUGCCAAAGACGGGACGAUUCUGGUAACCCUACUACCUUCCGGCGGCUACCUCAAUGUCACAAAUAGAUUGGGUGUUUAUAGCUUGAGAUGGGAAACGCUAGGCCAAUGCCUCUACACGACUAGCUUCGAGCAAAACGCCGUUUCCGUCUCUUUGUCGCCCCUCGGGCGCCAUUUGGUGGUCGGAUUGGCAUCGCGCAUCGUCCCGAGUGACAGGUGGAUAAUGGCGAGAGUGUUCAAAAUCGAACAAAAGGACGAGCCGGGCGACAGAUUGCCGGUGGUGCGCGAGCUGGAACAGAGCAGAGACAGCCGGAUAAAUUGCAUCAGAUGGUUGCCCAGCUCGGGACAGGGCCUCAUCUACGCCACCAAUACGGGACAGUUGGUGGUGUUGACGUAA